Lates calcarifer (barramundi perch) is the source of this 4515-nucleotide messenger RNA. RefSeq names its product suppressor of tumorigenicity 14 protein homolog. NCBI's taxonomy places the organism in Eukaryota, Metazoa, Chordata, Actinopteri, Centropomidae. Gene Ontology annotation, biological process: acrosome reaction; proteolysis. The record is from RefSeq and is a predicted model, not a curated record. Gene Ontology annotation, molecular function: protein binding; serine-type endopeptidase activity.
CUACUGUACUCUGUGUGUGUUGUUUUAUUCAUGUUAACAAUAUAUCUUCCUUUUAUAAUACUACAAGGUGCCUUGAGCCUUGAAAGAUUUAUUUCUGCUACACUACGUCCUCACAGGACUGAGACUGUAAGCCCAGGUUAAAUUCUGUUGACAAUGGACAGGUUUGAUGCCAGAUUUGUAAUUGCAGGUUCUGUCUUGCCUCGCGCUCCUGCGGAGCAUCCAAGGGCACAGCAGCCAAGCUCUGAUUGUAAUACCUCGCACACGUUUCCCCCCUCAAACACUCUUUUGUCCCCCUCCGAGCUUAACUCCCCGCAUACCCAGCGAGGAAGUUUGCCCACAAUAUCUGUCGCACGGAUGGUUGUGUGGAUUGUACCCUUUUCAUAGUGGUCCCAUUGUCCCCCCUCUCUCUCCUCUCCGCACUGCAUUCUGGGGCUCCGUGUGACACCUGCCGCCCAGUUCAGGUAAACGGGAGGGCGGUGAAUGCCCGCUGCAUCCGAGCCGCUCAGGUCGGAUUUCUGCACUUUUUCCUUUUUUUUUGCAAAGGAAGCAACAGCGGGGGUUUCCUCUCUCUCUCUCUCUCUCUCUCCAUCGUUUCUAUGCCUAAGGUAUUGUUGCAUAUCGCUUCUCCGGAGCUAAACGGGACAGUGCUAUGAGGACUCUCCCCAAAAGCAAAACUUGCGAAGUGUACUGCGUCUCUGGGCAUGGACACUCGGGCUGCUCGGCUGCACAGGGAGAGGGGGAGUUAGAGGAGCCCACCCAGUCACUGAGCCCCCCCACGAAGCCUGAGGAUCAAGCAGAGCGGAGAGCAGAGGGGGGGCGAGGUUCAGCCUGUGGCUCCUGGAGGAGGUGGAUGUUAGGUCUCCUGCCUUUCUUUCCCUUCACUGCUGCCAUUGCACUGACCCUCCACUACUUAACAUCUCCGCCCUCCUCAGUGUUCUUCCUCGGAGGCAGCGUGGAGUUCCCAAACCUGAGCUUCUCCUCAGAGCUGGCCGACUCCACCUCCCCGCAGUUCCGCCUGCAGGCUCAGGCUUUGAACCAUUAUUUCUCAGAACUCUACGAGUCCUCUCCGUGGAGCUCCUACUACCUGCACUCAGGAAUUACUGCCUUCAGUGAAGGAGCAGAAGGGCUCAAUGUAUUCUACUGGAGUAAAUUCUCUGCCCCGGACAAUGUUGCCAUGGCGAUCCGGAGGUCCAGCCCGGAGAGGCUGCAGCGCAGGCUUCCUGGCAGCAACAAGGUGCAGCGGGACAGUCGCAACGAGCAGCGCUACUACAUGGAGCAAGACAGCGACAUGCUCCACCUACUGGGUUUGGACCCUGAUGACUUUGAAUCAGAAGAAAAAUCUGACAAGAUUAAGAAUCCUAAUAGCAUCCAUAGUGGGAAGUGGCAGCUUGGCUUCCAGGCGAUGUCCUUUGACCUCUACGCCAAAUACGGCAACAACCGCACCCUGAGCCUCGUGAGUCCCAAGAAGCCGUACUACCAGUGGCGUCUUCGCGUGCCAUCGGGUCACGUAGUUCGAUUGGUUAUCCUCACCCUGCAUGGCGCCACACCAGGAAGCUGCACUGCCCACAAGCUCUCAGCCUAUGACUUCCUGCUUCCUCUGCAGAACAAGAUCAUUGCCAGGUGGUGUGGCCUGCCUGUCUCGGGUUCAUCUCCGGUCAUGAAGCUGACAUCCUCUGGGAAUGUCAUGUUGGUCACCUUUUCCUUCAACCGACAGAGGGAUGGAGCAAUCUUCAAAGCAUAUUUCCAGGCCAUCCCAAAAGCAGCUUGUGGUGGGUCAAUUUCCUCUUGGAACGGCUCCAUUUCCUCACCCUACUACCCUUCCUAUUACCCUCCUAAUAUAGACUGCACCUGGACCCUACGGGUGCCGUUGCCAGGAUACCUGAUCUCCAUGACGAUCGUGACGAUGGACAUUCAGGAUUCCCCGUCAUCAGACAGCUGUGAGAAAGACUGGCUGGACAUCGGAGGGGUCAAACUGUGUAACCCGGUAUCAGACAGCAGCAAAAGGCGAGUCUACUCCUCUCCUCUCUCCCUCCACUUCCACUCUGAUGAAUCUCUCACUCACAAGGGCUUCUACCUGCUCUACCGAGCCUUCUCUCCAGAGGGCACUUGUCCUCGCCAGUUCCGCUGUGGAGAUGGGCGCUGUAUCCCUCUGAGGAAGGUGUGUGACGGAGUGAAAGACUGCUCAGAUGGACGAGACGAGGCUAAAUGCUCAUCCUGCAGGCCAGGGGAAGUGUUGUGUGCCAACGGUCAGUGUAAGCCUCAAAGCAGCCUUUGUGUCAGUCAGAGCACCUGCGCAGACAGCAGUGAGGAGGGCACCUGUGGAGGUAAAUGUUAUCACGUGUGUCCCAACAAGGUGUGUUUGCCAAAGUCUUCAGUGUGUGAUGGUGUUACUGACUGCAAAGACCGCAGUGAUGAACUCAACUGUACCAGAGCAUAUUUUAAAGGCUGCUCCUCGUCCUCCUACAAAUGUGCCAAUGGAAAGUGUGUUAGUAAGAUCAACCCUGAGUGUGAUGGAGUAAAAGACUGUUAUGACGGCUCUGAUGAACUGCGCUGUGGCUGUGGCACCAGACCCAGGAAGCGCACUAAGAUAGUGGGAGGCUCUGAUGCCGGAGCGGGGUCAUGGCCAUGGCAGGUCAGCCUCCAAAUGGAUCGCUACGGCCACGUCUGUGGAGCCACGCUGGUCUCCAACCGCUGGCUCAUCUCUGCAGCUCACUGCUUCCAGGACUCAGAUGCCAUAAAAUACUCAGAUACUCGUGCAUGGCGGGCCCACAUGGGAAUGCGUAUGAUGAGCACAGGGAACAACGGAGCAGCCACCAGGCCGAUCCGGCGGAUCCUCCUCCACCCACAGUACGACCAGUUCACCUCUGACUACGACAUUGCCCUCCUCGAGCUCAGUGCUCCUGUCUUCUUCAACGACUUGGUGCAACCUGUGUGCAUCCCCGCCUCCUCACACUCCUUCACCACAGGGACCAGCUGCUAUGUCACAGGCUGGGGGGUCCUCAUGGAGGACGGUGAGCUGGCGACUCGCUUACAAGAAGCCUCAGUGAAAAUCAUCAACAGGAACACCUGUAACAAGCUGUAUGAUGACGCUGUCACUCCCAGGAUGCUGUGCGCUGGGAACUUACAGGGAGGGGUGGAUGCCUGCCAGGGUGACUCAGGAGGUCCGUUGGUGUGUCUAGAGCGUGGAAGACGGUGGUUCCUGGCGGGGAUCGUGAGCUGGGGCGAAGGCUGCGCGAGACAGAACCGUCCCGGCGUCUACACACAGGUGGUAAAGUUCACUGACUGGAUCCAUCAGCAGACUAAAGGACAGGUGUGACAGAGCACCAGACUGACACGAACAAAAUCACAGACUUAACACACACAGGACAAAGGUUUCAGACAAGGAGUCUAUCUUCAGGCUGCUGUCAUGAUUGUAUGACAACACAUUCAGUCAGAUUAUGGGAGUAUGUUCAUGGCAGCACGCCAGCAGGGGCGUCAUCCCGCCAAACCAAACGACUUCCGUACCAUCUCAGCUAGCACAGACCUGGUCUCGACUAUGUUGACAUGCACAGAAAGUUCAACAUUUAACCUGAUUAUUAAAUUAACUUGAGUGACUGAGUGACUGCACGUAAAAGUUAGAAUUUGGUUGUAGAUUUAUGACGCAAUACUUCCUCCAAAAUUAUGGACCACACUUUAACAUAAAAACACUCUAUUAGCUUGUGGGUUUUUGUUGUCUGUACACAUGUAGACUGAAGUAUGGGUCAGUAUUUAUUGGCAUCAGCAAACAUAUGGGCAAAUGCUACGUAUCAAAUAUCCAAAUUUUCUUCAUCUGUAUUAGAUGAAUUAGGUCUGCACCCACUUUAACUGUUGCCAGUUACCUCCUGUUUUCCUAAUGUCUCUACACUCCCUCUUCUGUCUCAGCUACAUUGUUUGCAACAGAGUUAGUGACCACGUCAGGUGUUGCCAACAAAAAUCAGAUCACUGAAUGAGGAAAGAGUUCUCGCCCCACAAGUACGCAUCCGUGUAUUUUUUGCCCUCAUCUCCAUUCGUCCAUGUACUGUAUAUGUGUGUUCACCACUCAUUGUAUACAUGUGUUGUUUUUGUACUGUAUGUGUAUGUAUGUGCAUUUGUAUAUCAUGCGUUUAUCUGAGUCAUAGCCUUAUGUUAAAUAUGUUCUGUAGUGGGGUGAAUAAUCCCUCAGUAGGAGGUGGUAAUAUAUGUGGCAUUUCAGAUUUACUGUGAUGUUUUAACUUAACUUUACGGUGCCUCCUUUCUACGUCAUGCUCAGAGAAAAAGCAUGAUCACAGCUCCUUUUAAAACUGGCGUGUAAGGAACAAAUAAGAUUAUCAGGUGAAAACCCUUCCAGACAUUUUUAUACAGAUUCUCUCAUUCAGCUCACAUCACCACCCAGUGGCCAAACUGUACCAUUGCCUCUUUUACUGUAUCUCCUGAGGGAAAGAUGCACCUAACACCCAAAGGAUUGCUAAAUUAUAGCAGAAUAUAUGCCUUUAUAUUAAAGACACCAUUUCCAACGCA